Molecule: messenger RNA, 7001 nt
Organism: Mesocricetus auratus (golden hamster)
Lineage: Eukaryota; Metazoa; Chordata; Mammalia; Rodentia; Cricetidae
Gene: Glra3
Product: glycine receptor alpha 3
Exons: 10
Coding region: 515-1909 (464 amino acids)
Biological process (GO): regulation of membrane potential; signal transduction; chloride transmembrane transport
Cellular component (GO): plasma membrane; synapse; neuron projection
Molecular function (GO): extracellularly glycine-gated chloride channel activity; glycine binding; transmitter-gated monoatomic ion channel activity
Source: RefSeq, a predicted model, not a curated record
CUGGCCCCGCCUCCUUCUGUCUUUGCCGCGCUCCGUGGAUUUUUUUUUGCAAAGGUGGAGAGCGAUAUUCUGGCGCUUGGACCUGAUGGAGCAGCAUUCCCAGUUUUGACUGCUGUUGUUCUGUCUCAAGCCAGUGGGGUCAGAGCCAAGAAAAAGCGAGUCUUUUCCUGCUGAAAAAGCUUUGGGGAACUGUUGCUCAGGACCUAGGCACUCCUGACGCAUCGUCUCAGUCUCACUCCAUUCUAUGGCUCCACUGUGAAAUCACUCGCAUUCACGUUUGUAGCCCUGUGAAUCCCUCUGCUCACUGCUUGGAGGAGGGGUCCAGGGAAACAUCAAGUGUUUGGAAGGAAGGGCUCCUGAGUACUGCGGGAGCUGUCUGAGGUGCUGAAACCUUCCAAGUGUUUGUCUCCACGAGCCCCAGAAGGGGUUAGAUGGCACGUUUUCAUUUCUGCCCUUCUGGUCCCUCAUGCCUCGGAUAAGACUCUUUUCAGGAUUGUGAAUAUCGCUCUGUAUCAUGGCACACGUGAGACACUUUCGGACACGAGUUUCUGGAUUUUACUUCUGGGAAGCUGCACUGUUACUGAGUUUGGUCGCCACUAAGGAAACAAACAGUGCAAGAUCUCGAAGUGCUCCAAUGUCACCUUCUGAUUUUCUGGACAAACUAAUGGGGAGGACAUCUGGGUAUGAUGCAAGAAUCAGGCCUAACUUCAAAGGUCCUCCAGUGAAUGUCACAUGCAACAUAUUCAUAAACAGCUUUGGCUCCAUUGCAGAAACGACUAUGGAUUACAGAGUAAAUAUUUUCCUUCGUCAGAAAUGGAAUGAUCCCCGUCUUGCCUACAGUGAAUAUCCCGACGAUUCGUUAGACCUUGACCCGUCCAUGUUGGACUCCAUUUGGAAACCAGACUUGUUCUUUGCUAAUGAGAAGGGGGCUAACUUCCACGAAGUCACCACAGAUAACAAGCUGUUGAGAAUUUUCAAAAAUGGAAAUGUCCUGUACUCAAUAAGGCUAACAUUAACACUGUCCUGUCCGAUGGAUCUCAAGAAUUUCCCAAUGGAUGUACAAACGUGCAUAAUGCAACUAGAAAGCUUUGGGUACACAAUGAAUGAUCUCAUUUUUGAAUGGCAAGAUGAGGCACCAGUACAAGUGGCCGAAGGACUCACUUUGCCUCAAUUUCUGUUGAAAGAAGAAAAAGAUCUGCGAUACUGCACUAAACACUACAAUACAGGAAAGUUUACAUGCAUAGAAGUGCGAUUCCACCUUGAGCGGCAGAUGGGCUACUACUUGAUCCAGAUGUACAUUCCCAGCCUUCUGAUUGUUAUUCUGUCUUGGGUCUCAUUCUGGAUUAACAUGGAUGCAGCCCCAGCAAGAGUAGCUUUGGGCAUUACCACCGUGCUUACUAUGACGACACAGAGUUCUGGAUCCCGGGCUUCCUUACCAAAGGUUUCAUAUGUCAAAGCUAUUGAUAUUUGGAUGGCAGUAUGCCUCCUUUUUGUGUUUUCAGCACUUCUGGAGUAUGCAGCAGUGAAUUUUGUAUCAAGACAACACAAAGAACUUCUGAGAUUUCGACGGAAGAGAAAGAAUAAGACAGAAGCUUUUGCACUGGAGAAGUUUUACCGUUUCUCAGACACGGAAGAUGAGGUGAGGGAGAGUCGCUUCAGCUUCACAGCUUAUGGAAUGGGGCCGUGUCUGCAAGCAAAAGAUGGUGUGCUUCCGAAGGGGCCCAACCAUGCUCUCCAGGUGAUGCCAAAGAGCCCGGAUGAAAUGAGGAAAGUGUUCAUCGACAGGGCCAAGAAGAUCGACACCGUCUCCAGAGCCUGCUUUCCACUUGCGUUUCUGAUUUUUAACAUUUUCUACUGGGUUAUCUAUAAAAUUCUGAGGCAUGAAGACAUUCAUGAGCAGCAAGAUUAAGCCUCUGACGGCGUACAGAAACAACUGCAGGUAGAGGAAAAAUGUCGCUGACGUCAGACUGGGUGUGUGUGCGUGUGGCAUGCAAGGGAUGACCAAUGCAUCAAGACAGCCUACAGACAGUUUAUCUUGAUUUUCGAUGUAAAAUAAUGAGACAAAUUGGCUCUUUUCAGGGAUACAAAACACACAAUGUGGGGGUCCUGUUUCAUAUUACUUAUUACAAGAUGACCUGCUUUCCUUGUGUCAAUGUGUGUUGUAUAUGUUAUACUAGCACACACAGUAGACAUGAUAAUUACUUUCGGGUUUCUUGACUUUUAAUUCGGUUAUAGUAAAAAAUGUGGAAUCAAGAUUUGUACAGUAAAAUUCAUGAGACAAGUAUCACAAAAUGAUGAAGAUAAUAAAAAAUAAUAGUUUGAGAUGUAUAGUAUAUUUUAAAAGGGAUAACAAUGCCAUUCAGUGUCAAGUUAGAACACUAUCCAUAGGAAAAUUGUAGAACAAACAUAUACAAUAACAAAAUAUUAAAUUGGAUGGUCAAACUAAAAGGCAUCAUUAAAUAUCUCUCUGUGGAAUUUUGAAAUAAACAGCUUAGGCAAUCAUGCUGUAAUAAAAAUUCUACUUAUAUUUCCAUCUCUAAGAGUGAAGGUAAAGAUACUGAGGACAGUCUUUGUAAAUAAGUGUUACAUUUAUUUUUAAUUAGCUCUACACAAUGGAAAAUUUUAAGCCAGCACAUUUGCUUUUGCUAAAUUUAAUAGUAGCUUGUCUGUAUGUUUGUUUUUAUGUAACUAAACAAAAUUCAAUAAGACUUUUCUAUUUAGUUUAGAAUGAAACUUUUAUUAUUAAUUAUACUGAAGUACUUACAUUUUGAUAUAAACAAAUUCAAGGAAAAAUAAAAAUAGAUUCACAAAAGAUGACUUCUUUUUAAUAAGAAUCAUUUUCUCAUCAAAUUUAUGUGAGCCUAAAAUUGCUCCAAAUAGCAAGGGAAUCGGUUUUAAUUCUAAAUGAUUUAAACAUAUCAAUUAUAUCAAGAGAGAUUGUUUUAAUCUUCUUUAGUUAAUGCAUUCAAAAUGUAGCCAUCACAAGUUGUGGGAAACUUAACAAUUUUGCCUGGAAUUUGUCCUUGACCCAUGCAAUUAUUUCAGCUACAGUGGAAUUGUCUUAGUUCAGCCCUAUAGCAGCUACUAAGAGAAAGUGUAUAAUAAAAUUCCUGGUAAAAUUAAACCAGGCUCUGAUUUAUUUGCUGUUUUUCUUAUUAAUGCCACUAAUAUUACAUUUGAAAAAACUUUUAGAGUGAUUUUAGAUAUUUUAGUUAUUGAUUAGUCUAUAAAACUAUAAAAAGUAAAAUCUAUAUAAAGUAAAAACAUCAAGAACUUAAAAAAUUUCAGAUAUGUUGUAGAAAAAUCAACUGUUUUUUAACUAAAUGGUACUAUUUUAUGACCUUCAGCCAUUGUCAAAACUCAAAGCAGAAACUGCCAUUUAAAACUAAAGACUUGUAAGUGUCUCUGUAGUUUGGUUAACCCAACCAUAGAUUUUAAAACCAACUUUUAAAAAAGUAAUCCAUGCUAAGUGGAGUUUGCUAAUAAAAGGCAAAAUAUCACAUUUAUAAGUAAUUACACAAGAUAAGAACAUUGUGUUUGUGAUUAUAUGUAGUCAGCAAGUGAAAAAAUCUGUUAUUGUGUGCUUCCUUUGCUUAGAAAAUACACACGUAAAUGUUGGAUAUAUAUGCCAUCCUGUGAGCCCAAACUAUGGAAACAUAUUCCUGUUCAGGCUGAGAAUUAGCCAGAGGGUUUGAAGUAACAAUGAACUACACCCCUUCAAAGUUGGCAAAAUGCUUGUAUAUAUUUUCCCACACUUUGUAUACCUUAUUUCGAAAGUUUUCUGACAUUAUUUCAAUUGAGUAAAUCCUGCCAGAAGCAAACAGAAGCAUAAUGAUCACAAACACACAUAUACCCUGAAGAAAACCACAGGUGUGAGUAGCCUUCAUGUUUGAGGUAAUUAAAUAUCUGAAUUUUUUUUAUCUCUGAGGCUGGAAGGUGAUAUAUCAACCAUGAGAUUUGUCAAGAAUGAUAUUAGCUCUGUAGAAAUACUGCUAACUCAAAAGUACAUUUUUCUUUAUCUCUCCUUAUAAAUAAUUCUGCUUUCGGUACUUACCCUGCCCUCCAACACAAACACUAUAAACAGCCUUCGUUUAUGAAGCAACAGUUACAAGGCAAACGGGGCUGAAUUAAAAGGGCUUAAAGGAAUGUGUACUCUCUAAUGAGCUAAUGGGAUAAUUCAGAACCUUUAAACCUUGAAUAACAACAAUAUCCUGAAGUAUUUGCCUCAAAAGACCUGUAUCAAAUGAGAUUUUUGUUUCUUAGUACAGAGAAUUGGAACCAGCAUCUGCUACACGUUAGGGAAAAGAUUACUAAGCCACAAUCCAAGGCCAAAACCAGAAUUUUUUAAAGGAAAAAUUUUUUAAAAGCAAUGGUAUGAAACAAUUAAAUAUGCAUAUACACCAAUUACAAUUCAUUUAAGACCAAAUUCCAGCACAAACUCUAAAGAAUUCUGAAUUAGCCAUACUAGAAACUAUGGGAAGGGAUUCAUGAAUUUUAUUUCACUUAAUUUAAAAAUUUAUGCAUUUUUAACUUGAAAUAUUUGGUUCCACAGUAAUGCAGUCCUCGGUGUCUGUUUUCUUGUUAGUGUAGAUGUGUACAACUUUUCCUUUCCUGUCGGGCUCAGACUCAGCUUUGGUUCAGGUUCUGAGAUAGGGAAGGGACAUUGGCUCAAGAAGAAUUCUGACAACCAGGUGGAUUGCACUUAAGUGCUUGUGAAUAGCUCGAGCUGUCUUUGUUUGUACUUAAGAGAUUUUCUCACCAGGGUUGCAUGAACAGCUUUACUAUUGGAAUCAAUAAUACAAUAAGAGAAAAAAAGAACCCACAAACUGCAUAAAUUCAACAAAGAACUGUGCUGCUCUGUGGCUCACUGGUUGUUGCCAUAUAAGAGAUCUUCUCAAUGGAUUUUGCCUCAUGGACAGGAAUUCAGAGCUGAUGGAGACUGGUCUGCAUGACUGCUGACACUUUUCCAAUCACUACAAGAUCUAGACCCUUCUUUAUGUCUUAUAGUAAAUAUCAGAAUCACUAUAGAAAUGGGAAAGAAAUGCUUCAAACCACCCCAGUUCUCUCCAGCAGUUUUUUCAUAAUAUGUACCCCAAAACCUAACCCAGCCCUAAACUCUGCUAUACAGAAAGAGUAUCAUGAACGCUUACCUUAUUCCUCAGUAAAUGUUUAUUGUAUGGAUAUAUUCUAAUAAUUGUAAUUUGAAUUAUAAAUGCAUGAGAAUCCAUAUAUACCCAUUACAUGAUCACCUGCAUUGAUUUAUGAAUGUUGGGUAUCUGUGUAAGAUACUUGAAGUUAUAAUGAAAAUUGUGAAGAAAUACAUAUGUACUUAACAGAAGAUGGCGAGUUUUAGCUACUCUAAUAUUUUUAUAACUAAACAGACUAUUUGGAUAUAGUUAAGCAUAUCUUUCCCAUGGUUUUUAAAUUACACUCAUAUCAUUUUGUGGAAACAUAGGCUUCUAAUCAUAGCACACUGUACCUUAAUGUACUAGUUACUUGGAAGAAUGGGAUCUCGUAGCAGCGAUGAAUUUCCUUUUAUUUAUAAAAUGUGCACUCCAGGAAAUUGUCCUAUGAGAAUAUGAGAGGUUAGAAAAUAAAAUAGGAAAUAUCUUUCAUAAUAAAAAUUGGAAAAUGGAAGCAUUCCAAGCCAACCCACUCCAAGAUAGAGUUCACACACUUUGCGGCAUAAAAAGCAUCAAAAACUCUUUAAAGUUAGCAACAUAUGCUCUGUAUUUCUCAGACAAGUUGGUCAGUAUUCAUUGAUGCUAAAAAAGGCAAACACUAUAAGAGAAUGGACAUCUUUACCAGGAUAUUAGGAACACAUUAGUGUGAUUUCUAAUCACACAACAGUUUAAUUUGACAACGAACCCAAGGCAAUUAUAUCAGUGAAAGUACAACCUAUAAACAUAAGAAGUAUUCUACCUCAGUGAGGAGAUUGUUAAAGGAGUGACUGAAAGAAUUGCUAUCUCAUGCUUGAAAUUGAAAGACUCUUUUAAUCAAUACCUAUCAAGCAAGCACAGUUAUAAUACUUGCAUUCCUGGCCUGUGAAUUUGUGUUCAUUUUUAACACGAUAAUUCUUAUUUUAGUGCCUACGAUUGACUUCAAGGCUGAGCAAUAAGCUGUUAAAGAGGCAUUAAUCCUUUUAGCUCAGUGACUUCAAGGAGACUAUAAACUUGCAGUAAAUUGUUAGCUUUUGUGCAUUUUGGGAAAGAAUUUAGUCAUCAAAACUGCACAACAUUAUAACUGUCAAAUUUCAAGUCCUAUAAAACUGGACCCAACAUUGUCUAACCUGUACCAGUAGAACUAGAUAAGCUCCCAAGUGCAAUGUUGUUCAAAUAAUUGUAACAAGAACAAUUUAGCUGAAUAAUGGAUAGUGAAUAAUGAAUAACAAAUACUGGAAAAUAUUCCCACAAAAUUAGAAUUCUACAAAAGACUUACAUGUCGAAUAUAACCCCUAAGUCAUAUACUCCAUGAUGCCUUCAAAAUUCAUUACUGUGUUUUCUUUGUGGUCUUACAAUUCUACCCAUAACACUACAUGCUAAUUGCAGGAAUGUGGCUCAAUGGGGAGUGUGCUUGCCAGGAACAAAAAAAAGACCCCAGGGUCAAACACCACUGACCAUAAUAGUGCACUGCUUUAGACUGUCUCUUAGCUCCCAUAUAAAGACAGAGGGAAGCAGCCUGUUCCAUUGUAGUUAUAAUCUGCAUUAAAAAUUCGCUGUUAUCCAAAAAUUAUGUUUACUUCCUAAAAAGGAAAUUCCACUCCAUUCCAAUUAGAGUUCACUAUACAUUUCCUAAUACCCACUGGCACUGUUUUUGGCCAUUCAAUAACUUUAUUAUUUUUUUAAGAAAUUCACUGUAACACGUUUUCCAAUAGUAAGAUGUAUUGAAAAAUGGUGAAAUAUAAAAUUGUUAUUUUGUAAAGUGAAUUGAUAAAAGUUGUGUGUAAAUUAUUUUCAGUAACUUUUAAUUUCUUCCUAUAAAUUAGCAAUUAUUUUAAAAUU